Messenger RNA from Cajanus cajan (pigeon pea), 2387 nucleotides. RefSeq lists its product as uncharacterized. Lineage: Eukaryota; Viridiplantae; Streptophyta; Magnoliopsida; Fabales; Fabaceae. The record is from RefSeq and is a predicted model, not a curated record. Gene Ontology annotation, cellular component: plasma membrane.
AUGACGCGUUGUCCCAUCCUAGAACUCGUCGUCUCUGUUCUCUCUUUUUCCAUUUUCUUUUCAUCAACCAAAUUGUUACUUUCAAUGUCGCUUCCUGCAUAACUGCAUUUUUUGCUUUCUCUCGGAAAGUCUCAUUUAUGCGAUUUUCUCAAUUUCCCUUUGACCCGUGCAUCACAAUCUCUCAUUUCAUCGCUCUUUCUCUCUCUGCCAACGUCUCAUAACUUCUCGCUACCUUUCCCCCUCUCUAUGUUUUUCUUCUAAUCUCGUUUUCUUUGGUGGUUGCCUACGUUGCACUCGCUGUCGGUUAUUUUAAAGAGGACCUUGUGCAGGCCAUUCUAUGUCGUCUGCUGAAAAUUCUGCGCAUGUGCUUAAACAUGACGGGAUUCCAGGUGAAGGCUCUGAGAUUCUAGGAAGCCACAAAUUUGAAACACAACUUGCCCAAAGAAAUUUCAAAAGCAAUGAUGCACUCAAUCACAUCCAGGACCAAGACACCAUGGAACUUUAUUCACGAGCAAGGGUGCAAGAAGAGGAGAUCCUCUCCCUCCGUGAACAGAUUGCUGUUGCCUGUAUGAAGGAACUGCAGUUGUUGAAUGAGAAAUGCAAACUGGAGAGGCAAUUCUCUGAACUAAGAAUGGCAGUUGACGAGAAGCAAAAUGAAGCUAUCUCGUCCGCGUCUAAUGAUUUGGCUCGAAGAAAAGGUUAUCUUGAAGAAAAUUUAAAACUUGCCCAUGAUUUGAAAGCUGUAGAUGAUGAAAGAUAUAUCUUCAUGUCAUCUAUGCUGGGGUUGCUUGCUGAAUAUGGUCUUUGGCCUCGUGUUAUGAAUGCCUCUUCAAUAUCCAGCUGUGUAAAGCACUUACAUGAUCAGUUACAAUGGAGGAUUCGGAGUUCACAUGAUAGAAUUGGAGAGUUAACUUCUGUGCUAGAAAGCCGUGCUGAUAAUGGUAAUCAUGUUGUUGAAAGCCCAGGUUCUGGAAAUUUGACAAGUCACAUUCAUAAUGAUUUCAUGUUUCAGCAUAACUUCCCCCAGCAAAAUCUUAUUGGGAAUGAACAAAAUCAUCAGCCAAUGAACAAUAUGGCAGGAUAUGUGCACCCAGCUCUUAAUGCUGAUGUCAACUGGGCAUUCAAAAGGCCGGUCAACUAUCAGCAGAUUUCUAAGGCUGAUAGGGAGGUAUCUUCUUUCCCACAUGGUUCAAUUGAUAAAAUUGGAGUACAGGACAAAACCAUGGAAAGAAAUUUUGUCAAUGGAAACUUCUAUCAAUCCCCACCUGAGCUGGAUGAAACUGCUUUCCUUAUUGCUGAGGAUGGCCCUGGAAUUGAGAAUUUUCAAAUUUCUGGUGAUGCUAUUCCUGGAGAAAAGCUUCUUGGAUGUGGAUAUCCAGUUCGUGGAACAUCUCUUUGUAUGUUUCAGUGGGUUCGGCAUCUUGAGGAUGGCACUAGACACUACAUUGAAGGAGCCACAAAUCCAGAGUAUGUAGUUACAGCUGAUGAUGUUGAUAAAUUGAUAGCGGUUGAAUGUAUUCCAAUGGACGAUAAAGGCCAUCAGGGGGAACUGGUGAAGCUUUUUGCUAAUGAUCAGAAUAAAAUUAAGUGUGAUUCAGAAAUGCAGCAUGAGAUUGACACAAAUCUGUCUAAAGGAGAUGCAACAUUCAGUGUUCUACUUUUGAUGGAUUCUUCCGAAAAUUGGGAACAAGCAACUCUAUUCUUAACAAGAUCUGGAUAUGAUAUUAAGAUUAAUGGUACUGAAACUGCAGUAGUUGCUGAGAAAUUUUCAAAGGACUUAUCGAUUAAGGUUCCAUGUGGCCUUUCAACACAAUUUGUGUUAACAUGCUCGAAUGGGUCUUCUCAUCCUCUAAGCACAUAUAGCGUCAGAAUUCGUGACACACUUGUAUUAACCAUGCGAAUCUUCCAGAGUAAGGCAUUGGAUGAGAAAAGGAAAGGGAGAGCGUGACCUGAGAUUACCAUUUCCAUGGUUGCGCUUUUGUAUGGAAGAAAAUAAAAAUUACUAAACUUAUGAAGAAAAAUUUAGUCUCAUUUAAUUAUUGGAAUUUUUUUUGUUAUAUAAUGUGCAAUCCUAUGUGUAGUGUCCUGUUGUAAGAGCAGUUAGUAUAUAGGCUAAGGAAGUGCAGCAUGGGAAGAAGGCGAAAAUAGUGUUAACAAAUAUUUCUUCGUGAAGUAACAAUGUGACAUCGUACGUCUGUGAAUGUUAGGGGAAAGUUGAAUUAGUUAAAUUAGUGCUAUAUAGCUUAGCUUAACUCCUCAUUUUUAUUUGUUUAUGAUUUAUCUGUGUAGGAAUUAAAUUAUUACAGGUUAGACAUUUAGUUAUUAGAGAAAAUAAGGAUUUAAUUUAUUCUCUUUUAAAAUUAAGAUAUUCGUUUUUGUUGUUUUCA